Messenger RNA from Dicentrarchus labrax (European seabass), 6101 nucleotides. It is a transcript of the gene onecut3b, whose product is annotated as one cut homeobox 3b. The record is from RefSeq and is a predicted model, not a curated record. Gene Ontology annotation, biological process: regulation of transcription by RNA polymerase II. The transcript is spliced from 2 exons. Gene Ontology annotation, cellular component: nucleus. NCBI's taxonomy places the organism in Eukaryota, Metazoa, Chordata, Actinopteri, Moronidae. The coding region runs from base 39 to 1493 and encodes 484 amino acids. Gene Ontology annotation, molecular function: RNA polymerase II cis-regulatory region sequence-specific DNA binding; DNA-binding transcription factor activity, RNA polymerase II-specific.
GGGGGAGAGGGUGGGGAGGGUGGGACAGGGGAACAUAUAUGCUUUCAGCUAUGGAGCUCACCAUGGAGAAUCUUCACAGCGUCUCCUCUCACUCCCAGGCGGGAGACCUCAUGAGCUCUCCGCACGCGCGGCCGUCGCCGUCCCCCAGCUCCACUCCCCGAAAUCUGCUCUCGCACGCUCCCGGCUCGCGGUCAGCCAUGGUGUCCGGCAUGGCCUCGCUCCUGGAGGGCUCCGGCGGGGACUACCGGACGGACCCGUCUGCGCUGCCCGGACACCUGCACCCGUCCAUCAGCAUGUGCGAGACCGGGAUGAGCCUUAGCAACACGUACACCACCCUGACACCUCUGCAGCAUCUACCUCCCAUAUCCACCGUCUCGGAUAAGUUUCACCACCCGCACUCACACCACCACGCUGCCGCCCAUCAACGACUCUCCGCGGGGAACGUCAGCGGCAGCUUCACGCUGAUGCGGGAGGACCCCCGGGGGCUCGCCUCCAUGGGCAACCUAUACAGUCACUACCCCAAAGAGAUGUCUGUGUCCGGUAUGGGCCACGGCUCGCUCUCCCCGUUGUCCAGCGGGCUGGGCUCUUUGCACAACUCCCAGCAGUCGCUCUCAGCCUACGGUCCGAGCGCGCACCUCUCCACCGACGCCAAGAUGCUCUCUCCGGUGUCAGGGUUUGAGUCCCACGCCUCCAUGCUGUCCCGAAGCGACCAAGAGCACCUGGCUAGGAGUUUAGGGGGCCACGGCCACGGCAUGAUCUCCAACCUCAACGGCAUGCACCACCACCCGCACAGUCACCUCCACUCCCAGGCGAACGGCGCAGUGAUGCUGGGGGACCGGGAGAGGCACAGCCAUGGAGCCGGGCAGGGAGUAGCAGGGUCAGGCAUUCAGGCGGAGGAGAUCAACACAAAGGAAGUGGCUCAGCGGAUAACGGCCGAGUUAAAGCGGUACUCAAUCCCGCAGGCCAUAUUCGCCCAGAGGAUCUUGAGCCGGUCGCAGGGAACCCUCUCAGACCUGCUACGGAACCCCAAACCCUGGAGUAAGCUCAAGUCAGGCCGGGAGACCUUCAGGAGGAUGUGGAAGUGGCUGCAAGAGCCCGAGUUUCAACGGAUGUCUGCUCUCCGGUUGGCCGCAUGUAAACGUAAGGAGGAGGACAGAGGACGAGAGCGCAACCAGGUGCCAAAGAAGCAGCGACUGGUCUUCACCGACCUGCAGCGUCGCACCUUGGUAGCCAUCUUCAGAGAGAACCGCCGCCCCUCCAAAGAGAUGCAGGUCACCAUCUCCCAGCAGCUGGGCCUGGAGCUCUCCACCGUCUCCAACUUCUUCAUGAACUCACGCCGCCGCUGUACGGACCGCUGGGACACAGAGGAGCACAGUCAUGGUGUGCACGGCCACGGCCAUGUGCACACUCCUCAUGGAAACAGCAACAACAACAACAACGCCUCACCGAUCCAACCCGGUACCUCUUCUGCAACCACUUUCUCUAAGGCCUGACGGUGGCAGGAUGGCUGAACAGAUGCAUGGAGGAUGGAGGGGGGCAGGCGGUGUAACUUUAAAUCCUGCAGAGCUACAGGAUGUGUAGGUCCAGACUACUCAUCUGAUUCAUCUGUUCAAAGUGCUGAUGACUUGUGCAGAUGAAUCAGAUCUUCUCAAUGCUCCAUGUGUUUUAUUUUAAUCUGAAUGUGACUCUUAAGGGGUUAACGUGCAUUUCAAAUUGUGACUCUUCAAACCAAAGAUCCAGUAGCUUUAAGAGCGUGGCUCUUAGCAAAUCUGACUGAAUACCAAAGAAAAUCCAGCCACAAUAAACCACACUGUGGGUCUGUGUUCAAGCCUUGAAAAUGGAGGAUUUUGCUUUAAGGAACCUGUGCUGGUUGGCCUGUUGUCAGGAUGUAAACACACCAAAGAUUCACUCAUGACAGGGAACCAAUAGCUUUAAGACAGGAAACCUUAAGCGGCCUCAUGUUGAUUGCUGACAAAUCAGCCAGAAAUCAGACAGCAGAUGUGUGUGCAGGGCCAUGAUCAACCACUCCUGAUUUCAGUAACAGACACUGAGGCUGAUUGAAGGGUGCGUUUGUGUGUCAAGUGUCUGUGAAACGCUCUCGGCAGGUCCUUUGACCUGCUAACCACAUACCACCUCUGCAUCGCUGCGUGAGCGCGGGGGUGUUUGUAAUUCCUCUGCAGUGAUUUGGCCCCACUACAUGUCAGAGUAACAGCGCCACCUGCUGUCCAUUUAAAUGACAUCUGAACAUGUUCUGAGCAUGUAGUUGCAGCUCGUAUCUCCAACAGCAACAACAGCCUGCAGUGUAGAUUUCUAUUAGGAUAAAGAUACCAAUACUCUAUAUAAGUGUAGCCCUGAAACAAACUGAUAAAACAUGAUUACUCACAAACCCUUUGAUACAUAGUUGAAUGUUUGUUUCUUAAGACUCUUGUCUCGUUGUAUGGCGACAUGGCCAUAGACUGCGUAGCCGCUUGAGAGGUUACUUUUCAGGUUACAAAAGGAGAACAAUCAAAACGGGAUGACACACAUUAAAAAGUGUUGUGCCCGAGUGUAGGGAGUGAGGGAGUGAGGGAAGGGGGUCUGCUCUGUUCUAGUGGCCAAAUGCAGAGGUCAAAUGUCACAAUAUAUAGUAGGAUCCUGAGUGCCAAUGAUGUUUGCCUCUUUAUGAUAAUCAGAGAACAGGUGCAGCCCGCUCCAUCACCGUGCGCCCAGGUGUGUCUGGCCUAUGUCAUUACAACCGUCAAACUGCAAGCACUACACGGGCACGUUGCCUAUUCCAUACCUCAGAAAAACAAUGAUGUGACUGACGUGAAACACAAUGGAAAUGUCUGUAAAUACUCUUUAAUUUGAUCUCUUUCUCUGUCUUAUCUAUCCUCUAUUUAUCUACCCUCUUGCAACUCCCCACCCCCCUCCGUUGUGUCUUUCUUUCAUUUUUCCCUCCUUAACUAUUGAUGCGGGUAAUAAUUAGUACCAUAGACACAUGGUUUCUCUCUUGUGACUAUUGUGCUAUGUUGUGCUGAGACUAUAUGUAAAGAAGCACCUUGUCGACGAAAUGUAAAAACUUAAAGAUGAAAAAAAAAAAAAAAGAAUCAACAUGUCAUAGACUGAUCCUAUGCACAGACUAGGAAGAAAUAAGUGAGGAAAUGUGCAUAUUUGUGAAUACCUGUGUGAUGGACUAGAUGGACCUCUUCCUUGAUCUCUGAACUUUGAGCCCUUUGAACUGGACUGUCACUGCAUUCCUCUGCUGAUGGUGUCUUUUGGUUACCAUGAGAACCGCCUCAUUUCUUUGUGUUUUUUUUCGUGGGCAAAGCCACUUCUUGUGUAGCAUCUUCUAGCGGGAGAUAAUCAUAUUAGAGAGGAGACGCAGACAGGAGGAAGAAGGGUGCAGCAGGGGAAGCAGGAGCAUCAGAGGCCCAUCAUCAGACUGGAAGGAAACAUUUAAGUGGCAUUCCUCCGUAGUUUGGGUUCUGGUCGUUACGUAGUGCACUAUAACAGAUUCCCUGCUGGAGGUGUCGAUUAAGACUGUAGUUUUUCAGAGCAGAUGUUUGAAGCUCAGAUCCAAAGCAGAGAGUUAGUGAUGAAAACUGUUGUGUGUAUGUGGCUACCUCACAGAAUAGAGUGGACUGUGACACAGCCAUCAAUACCAAAGAUACUUCAAAGCCUGCCGUGUUCACACUGGACUUGGGACGUGCAAACACACACACACACACACACACACACACACACACACACACACACACACACACACACACACACACACACACGCAGAUGCAGAUAUGCUUCUAAGUGCACAUACACACUUCCACAGAGCAGUCGUGCUGCAUGGCAAUCACAUGGAGGUGUUUGUUAUGUGGGAAGAGUUGAGUGCCUUUUUCCUUCAACCAGGGGGUUGGACUGCUCUGCACACACACACACAUAAAGUGAAGGGGGGCACACACUGGGUGAAGGGGGAGCAGCACAGGAGGGGUCCUCAUGACAUAAAGAAGCCUCUCUAGUUUGAAUUUAAAGAGCACUUUUUUCACACAAUGAGGGGGAAAAAAGAUUGUUUACCGCCACCAUUUUUUUUGCAUAUGUUUUUACAUGCUGGUGAAUCAUCUCACCGAGUCCUCUCCACGAUACACACAUGCACACACACUCCCACCAGAGAUAUUUUUGUGUAAUUUGUAAUCCGAGUGUAGGUGUGUGUGUGUAUCUGACUGUUUACAAAGCCCUCCCGCUCUCUCAUUGGCUCGCAUCUAAACUUAACCUGUGUAGCAACCAAUGAUCUGUCAGUACAGAAAUGAUGAGACCUUUCCUCUCCAAAAAGAUACAUGAUGCCCGCCGGUGAUCCCCGCCCAUCCAAACCCUCUUCGCUGGUCCCUCUGUCCAGGGUAGCAUCACAACGAGGCAGGCAUGUGUAGACAAUUCAUCUUGAUAUACCUCAAAUCUUUAUUGUAAAGGUUAAUGUAGUGAAACAAUAAUGUUUAGCAAUGAGAGUGACAUUAAAGUCACAGCAAAAUGAUUGUCCGUUUUUUAUUUUAUUUUAAUUUCUUUAAAGGAGCGUGUGCAGUAUAAACUGUUUUAUGGUUUGACAUCUUUUGAGUUGUUUAAUUAAUUUAUUGUUUGUAGGUUUGCACGUUGUCCUUUUUUGGAAUUAAGAGAAAGAUUAAAAGGAGGAGUAAGAAAUAGGGAAGAAUAGGGUAUAGGGAAUACAUAAUAAUACAUGAUGAAGUAGCAGUAGGAGAGGAGGAAAUCAGUGACGAAAGAUUAUGAAUAAAAAGAAAGGUGUGGUAAUUGAGAAAAUUGUUUAAGAUCAAGGUAAAAAUGACACAUCAAGGACACUAAUUUCUGAUUUGCAUCACUUUUUGGCUUAUUUUGUGUUUAAAGAUUGUCUCCUAUGUGUGUUAAAGUGAUUCCCAUAUAAAAAAAAGAGAACCAACCAAAGCACCUCUGUCAUUAGGGUUGGGAUGAGCGAUUCUUUUAUGCAUGGAUACUAUAUAAGUGUAUAUAAACUGCAGGAUGAACUGUACCUCUACAGGUGGAGGAGAGGGGGAGAAACAGGGAAAAAACAACUGGAUUUUGGUUUCCAAGUAAACAUUAUUUUCAGCUCUGUGCUUUUAUGUGCUGUUUGUGUAUUUGUAUAAAAUAUGUGUAUUUGUAUCCACUUCAUCAGUGUGUCUUUCCUCCUGUUGUAACCCUUCCCUUUGUGUGGAAAUAGUCUUCACACUGUCUGUAUCUACUCUUUGUUUCAUCACACAGGUGUGAGUGUGACUUUGUGUGUGAGCUCCUUUGUUGUGUUCCUGUAUUUCAGCUCAUCCGUAUUUAAUCUAAAUUCGAUCGACCUGGGUGUUUGUCUGCUUUGGGAGCUGGCCGAAGCAUAAACACACAGACAGCCAGUCAUCAAAAUGGCGUCAUUUGCUUUUUUUCCUUCAGACAGACCUCAGAGCUCUGGAAGCCCCAGUGUCGAUGUUCUCUCCCUCUUCCCUUACCAAUCAAUCAAUCAGAACCAAGUGUCUUUGUGAUGGUAGAAGACAAUCAAUUUCAAAUAGAGCAGAGACAAAAAAAGAAGGAGGGAGAGAGAAAGAGAGUGAUGGAGGAGGGCAGAGAAACUGACUGGACAGGAGAGAUGGGAGGGAAGAAGCAAAGAUGGCUCUCAGAGAAAUCAGUGUAUGUGUGUGUGUGGUCACCUUUAACCUCUGCAGAGUGACCUUUACGGUGGGGGCUAAUGCGCCCAGGACCCUCCCCCUGGCUACGGUGGAGGUGGUGGUGGGGCAAACUUGUUAAGUGGACAUCCAAUCGAACAUGUUGAUCAAAUGCCUGCACACAUAUGCACAGAAUGCACACACGCACGCACGCACGCACACACACACACACACACACACACACACACACACACACACACACACACACACACACACACACACACACACACAAACAAAGUGGUAACCAAGACAGAGAGCCUUUCUUCUGAUCUUCAUCUCCCAGUAACACAGCGAGUCUGUCAGUCACGUUGGUCUGCCUUCAGGGUGACUCAAGUAAUAACUGGAACAAAUAAUACACCAAGUGAAAACCAGUAUGGGUAAAUUGUGUUUUGACCAAAACAAAUAAAGAAACUAGCAAUUGGC